GUUCAAUGUUACCAUGACAACAACAAGCACUAGAGGGCUGAAUACUUCUAAUCGCUUCCAGAGUUCCUGAAAUCGACAAGCUGUCAUGUCUGACUUGUUUAAAGACAAGUCCCAGAGGAGAGAGAAGAGGACAGGCAAAGUGUCCUCAGAGGGAGGACAUGGCGCCAGAGGCAAGGAGACCACAGGCAGGACCAAGGACUCUAUAAGCACUGUGUCGAACAUUGAUGAACUAGCACACCAUGAUGACAACGCUCGGAUGGUAGUAACAACGGAGAACACCUACCAGCUGGGACCAACCAAACGCAUGCCAGUCCCUGCUGUCACAGACAUACUGAAGGACGUACUCACCAGUUACCUCCAGGACGAGAAAUACGAAGUAGAAUGGUCUCAGAAAAUGACAAAAACAAUAUGCGAGGUGAUCAGAGCCCGGGUGAAGGAACUAAUGAUCCCCCGAUAUAAGAUCGUAGUCCUGGUCCACAUCGGCCAGCUCGCGGGGCAGAGUAUGCAGAUCAGCAGCCGCUGUCUGUGGGAUGCGGCUAAUGACACCUUUGCCUCCUUCUCCUUCAAAAACAGCUCUCUGUACGGCGUGGCCACUGUCUAUGCUGUUUACUAUGAGUAAACCAUACACACACUGACUGAUAAUAACACUCUCUUUAGAUUCCCACAAAAUAUUUCUGCCGUUAAAGAGUAUAUUUUGCUAUGUAUCAAAUGAUAAACAAGAAUUUGUACGCAAAAUCAUGUUGUUUUUUAUUAUUGGCAGCAUUGAGAGUGAAAUUACAUUAUGUUCUGAACAUUGUAUUUAAAUUCAUGGAUGAUUUGGGGGAUGUUCUCCCCUAGCAGAGCAUGGAUAGGUCACUCUUUCGACAGCCUACUUGGCAGCACACUGUUAUUAACGCCUGGUUUAGGUCCCUCCACUGACGGUCAAUGUCUGUCCUCUUCAGUUCUGGCUCUCUGUGACCUGCAAAGAGACAUAAACCAAUCUGUAAUUUAUAUAAAAUUAAAUCCCAACGCUACAAAGACAAAUAUAAGUGACUGUGAACUCACCAUCUUGCAAAGUCUCCUCUUCCCCCAUCACUCUUCUCCACCUGGAUCCUCCGCAGGUGUACACCACAGCCCGCAUUAACGCCCGGCCACACAGCCUCAGUGUGUUUGUGUUGUCCUGUGUCUGAACAUGCGCUACACUCAACGUGCACAGCAGCAACGCAAGCAGGAGUAGAGACCUCAUGUUGUUUAUUCUUUAAAAAGCUUGAACCAGAUCAACCCUUUUAUAUAGAGUCUCCUGUGAUAUCACAAGUCCUCUUAUCUCUGGUUUCUAUCAUGUGCUUUAACAACGGAUGUCAACCUGGUCAUUUAGGGAUAUGUGUGGGAAUCUAAGCCAUUGUCACUGAUUGUAGAUGUUUUCUUAAAUGUUAAAGAGAAGGAAUUGCUUUUUUAUGUCCCUUUUUAUUGCCAGGGAUUAAGCAAAGUGUUUCCUAAUGGAUGGCGUGAGAUAUCCAUCCCAGAACAAACUGAGGUGAUGGCUCUCUACAUAGCAACAUAGUGGAGAGUGGGCCGCUAUCAUGGACAUAAAUCAGUGAUUCAUGGAAGCGACCUUUGCAUUAGCUGUAGAUUUGUUGUCAAAUUGAACUGUGUCAUGGAAUCAAUAUUACCUUAAAAUAGUGUUUACCUGCCCAUUUUUAAAUAGCAAUGGUGUGGCUAAACAUAUAACCAAAAUACAAAUAUGCAGUUUGUUUUAUAAAUGUGUGAUGAAUUCACUUUUUCGAUGUUUUACAAAUGUUUUUAUUGGCAUUUCCUUUUUUCCAGCAAAAGACAUUACACAAAUGUACAACCCCUCAAAGAACAAGAUUACAACAUAAAGAAAUACAACAGAAAGUUA
Molecule: messenger RNA, 1876 nt
Organism: Eleginops maclovinus (Patagonian blennie)
Lineage: Eukaryota; Metazoa; Chordata; Actinopteri; Perciformes; Eleginopidae
Gene: dynlt5
Product: dynein light chain Tctex-type family member 5
Exons: 5
Coding region: 86-619 (177 amino acids)
Biological process (GO): microtubule-based movement
Cellular component (GO): cytoplasmic dynein complex; cytoplasm
Molecular function (GO): dynein intermediate chain binding
Source: RefSeq, a predicted model, not a curated record